AUGAGCGGUAUGUGCGUCAAUCACUAAGGUUACGAAUAUUUGUUUGUUAAUCUUAAAGAAGUUAGGGGACAAUCUCGUCUUCUUUGUGAAAUUUGUGUCUAAGAAUAAUCUGAAAUGCAUGAGCUCAACCUUAUUUCAAUUGGAACUUUAAUAAGCAAUUCCUUUUCUCAACACUAGAAACUUAUUUAAUUUGCUGACCAAGAGAAAAUUUUAUUACCUCACAUUAAGUUUGAUAUUGUUCAGAAUGGAACUCUUGAAAAAAUUAAUAGCUUCUACGAUGAAUUAUCUUCUUCUUUAUUACAAUUUGUUGAAGGAAAAAGAGAAGAGACUUUGAAGAAUUACUACGGACUAGUCGAGGCUCAGACUAAGAUACAAACUCUUUCUAAAUUAGAAGAAAUCUAAAACAUUUUAAGAAACGCUAAUGGCUAAGACACAUAAACCCUCCUCAAUCAAGUAAAGGAGUACUUUGAUUCUCAAAAGAGUAAAGAAGAUGAAAUUAAAUCUUACUUAGAGAGUUGUGUUAGCAUGUCAAAUAAAUUAGAAGGAUUUUAGUCUAUUUAAAGUAAAGUGAGUGAAAUUAAAGAAAAAAUAGCUGGUGUUUUAAAGAUGGAAGAUGAAAUUUCUUAAUUAUCACAACUCAGUCAAAAAGAAAUCAAGAAAGUAGAAAUAUUGAAAGAAUAAAUUAAGAGUUAAACGUAAUAGCUCCAAAAAUUGAUUAACUUAAACUCUAAUUUGAAGUCCUAAAAGCCCUUAGAAAACUGUUCUAAAUAAGACAUCGAUCUCUAUAAGCUUGAUGCCCUCAACAAAUCUAAGAGUCCUAACUAUUUCAUGCUCAAAAUUGCAGAGGCAAUUAAGAACAGCAAGUUCUUCAUUCCUUUAGAAAUGAAAUAAGAACCAAACAGCCUAGUUUUUAGCAGAACAUAACCUGGUAAAAACCUUAUUGGUUUGAUUGAUGUUCCUAUUGGUGAUGAUAUUUUUGGAUAAUCCUUUAAAGUUAAAGUUCUCUCAGGUUUCGUUUCGAUUGGUAUUUGUGCUCGUGAUAUUCAUGUCAAAAGAUGCUAUAGAUAUGAAUUUUAGAACUACUCUCCUUCAUGCGGAUACGCUAUGCUUUCAACACCUGGUUUCACUUAUUCCUCAUUCAACGCAUCAAUCCAUAAUCAGAACCAAAGGUUAAAUUAUGAAAGGGGCACAGUUCUUACAGUAACACCAUGUGAUAACAAAGUCAUCUUUACCCACGACAACUUCGGCUUUAAAGAGUUACCCUUUUAACCUGAAGAGGAUAUUGUCUACACUCCUUGCUUUAUGCUUUCUGAGAAUUCUUCAAUCCAAUUUAUUGUAGAUGAGUGA
Molecule: messenger RNA, 1347 nt
Organism: Tetrahymena thermophila SB210
Lineage: Eukaryota; Ciliophora; Oligohymenophorea; Hymenostomatida; Tetrahymenidae
Exons: 1
Source: RefSeq, a predicted model, not a curated record